ACUGACUCAGCCAUGUGUGCGGGAGUUGGCGACGGAAAAGAUGCUUCUAAAGGAGAAUCCGGUGGCCCACUCAUCGCUAAUGGCGUGCUAGUCGGAAUCGUGAGCUCUGGUGCUGAAAACUGUGGUGAGAUGCCUGGACUGUACACCCGCGUC
Molecule: messenger RNA, 153 nt
Organism: Phytophthora sojae
Lineage: Eukaryota; Oomycota; Peronosporomycetes; Peronosporales; Peronosporaceae
Product: serine protease trypsin-like protein
Exons: 1
Biological process (GO): proteolysis
Molecular function (GO): serine-type endopeptidase activity
Source: RefSeq, a predicted model, not a curated record